Messenger RNA from Calypte anna (Anna's hummingbird), 1293 nucleotides. RefSeq names its product heat shock protein family B (small) member 2 (gene HSPB2). The transcript has 2 exons. Gene Ontology annotation, molecular function: structural constituent of eye lens; protein folding chaperone. Gene Ontology annotation, biological process: protein refolding; response to heat. Lineage: Eukaryota; Metazoa; Chordata; Aves; Apodiformes; Trochilidae. The record is from RefSeq and is a predicted model, not a curated record. The coding region runs from base 214 to 828 and encodes 204 amino acids.
CCAUCUGCCUCCUGCACCCCCUGACCCAGAGGGGAUCUCAGGGACCGGGAGGAGGUGCUGGAUUUUCCCGGAGCGUCCCUGGCUGCGGGCAGUGCUUGCACUCCCUGCUGGAAUGUGAGGAGAAGCUUCCCUGGCCAGGCACCCUGGGGCCUGUGCAUGUGGCUAUUUUAGUCCCUCUUUUUAUCACACACUCCUCCCUGUGGAAUCUGCCCAAUGAAAACCUUGCAGCCUUGGCUCCCAGAGGCAGUGGGAGCUUUGGAAGGUCCCCUCCCCAGACACACCAUGGCUGCACGGACUGUCCCCCAUGCCCACCCCAUGAGCUCCGAGUAUGAGUUUGCCAAUCCCAGCAAGAUCUACGACCAGAACUUUGGAGAAGGUCUGUCCCCAUGUGAGAUUUUAGCCCCUGCCCUCUACCACGGCUACUACAUCAGGCCCCGGAUCAACAAGCAGCUGGACAGAGGCAUCUCUGAGGUCAACCUCAACGAGCACAAAUUCCAGGUGUUCCUGGAUGUCUGCCACUUCCUGCCGGAUGAGCUCACUGUCCGGACUGUGGACAAUCUGCUGCAGGUGAUGGGACAGCACCCACAGAAGCUUGAUCGCCAUGGCUUCAUCUCCCGAGAGUUCACCAGGACCUACAUCCUCCCUUUGGAUGUGGACCCCUUGCUGGUGAAAGCCACUUUGUCCCACGAUGGUAUCUUAAGCAUCGUGGCUCCUCGGACGGGGAAGGAAGUGAAGGCCAAAAUCAACGAGGUGAAGAUCACCCGAGAGGAGCAGCCAGCGGGGAAAGAAGAACAGUCUGGGGAAGGAAAAGGGAAGGAAAAGCCCUAAAGGCUCCCAUUUGGGCUUCAGCAGGGAGGGAGGGGGGAGAGGGAUGGAGAAUGCAUGGUACCUGAUCCCUAUUUUUCAUCAUCAGUUUUAGCAGGGCUGUGAUGCAGCCAGGUAUUUGCCAGGCUUUUGCUGAUGGCUGGGAAAAGGGAUUUGGAACUUAAAAAAACCCAAACCAAACAGAGGGGGACUGAAGUGUUAGUGUGAGGGAUUGUAAUGUUAGUUUUCUCCCAGGCCAGGGGCUCACUGAGCACCAUGCAGGCUGCUCUUCUCUCAGCCCAAAUGGCAAAGGUCACUCUUACACUAAACUGUGAGGCUGUGUCUCAGAGGGCUGUGGGAAGAGGGAAGAAGUUUUUCCAGUGCCUUGGUUCUGGGCUGGUAGCUGCCUUUGGUGUCCUGGAAGGUGCUUGUUGGGCUGUGAAAGUCAGAAGGAAAGAGGAAUAAAUCUGCCCCUGCUUUUCUCUCGUA